CACGCCGCCAAUAGCGUCCGGGGGCGAAGCGCGCGGGCCCCGAGGCACGCUGGGAGUUGUAGUUCUCGGCGAGCUCUGAGCUGCGCUGGGCAGCGGGAGCUGCGACUACAGCCCCCAGGCGGCCGCGCGCGGCAGGCUCGCCCCGCCCCUCCGCGGUACCUCAGAGCAGCGCUGCCGCCGCUCCAGUCGCGCUGUAGAGGUGACCUCGAGGCUGACGGACCCGCCGCUCCUCUCAGCCAUGGGUGAACCUGUCAGAGUCCUGGUGACUGGAGCUGCUGGGCAGAUUGCUUACUCGCUGCUCUACAGCAUUGCCAAGGGAGAUGUCUUUGGCAAAGACCAGCCUCUCAUUCUUGUACUGCUGGAUAUCACCCCCAUGAUGACUGUAUUGGAAGGUGUAGUGAUGGAGUUGCAGGACUGUGCUCUACCACUGCUGAGAGAGGUCAUUCCAACAGACAAGGAGGAAGUUGCCUUCAAAGACCUUGACAUAGCAAUUCUGGUUGGCUCCAUGCCAAGGAGGGAGGGCAUGGAGAGGAAGGACUUACUCAAAGCAAAUGUCAAAAUUUUCAAGUCUCAGGGUGCAGCCUUGGACAAGUAUGCCAAAAAGACUGUCAAGGUUGUGGUAGUUGGGAAUCCAGCAAAUACUAACUGCCUGAUUGCAUCAAAGUCAGCCCCAUCAAUACCAAAGGAAAACUUCAGCUGCUUAACUCGUUUGGAUCACAACAGAGCUAAAUCUCAGAUUGCUUUGAAACUUGGUGUGACUGCUAAUGAUGUGAAGAAUGUCAUCAUCUGGGGCAACCACUCCUCCACUCAAUAUCCAGAUGUUAACCAUGCAAAGGUAAACAUUAAAGGAAAGGAAGUUGGAAUUUAUGAAGCUAUAAAAGAUGACAGCUGGCUGAAGGGAGACUUUAUCCUGACUGUUCAGCAACGUGGAGCAGCCGUUAUUAAGGCUAGGAAGCUAUCCAGUGCGAUGUCAGCUGCCAAAGCUAUCUGUGAUCAUGUGAGGGACAUCUGGUUUGGCACUCCAGCGGGGGAAUUUGUUUCCAUGGGAGUAAUUUCUGAUGGCAAUUCUUAUGGUGUUCCUGAAGACUUGCUAUAUUCAUUCCCUGUUGUGAUCAAGGACAAGAUGUGGAAGUUUGUUGAGGGUCUUCCUAUUAAUGAUUUUUCUCGUGAGAAGAUGGAGCUGACUGCAAAAGAGUUAACUGAAGAGAAGGAGACUGCUGUGGAAUUCCUCUCCAGUGCAUGACUAGAUGAUGGAGAAAUACAAAAUAAUUUAAGAGUGGAAGAAUCUAAAAGUCGUCUCUAAGUCUGUUAUCAAACACCGUUGCUAUGUUCAAGUCAACCAUUUGUGGCAAUUGUGCAUUUUAAAGUACAUAUGCUUACUGGUACUGUUGUGCCUAUUUAGUUAUUAGCAAAAAGAUUGUUGAAGAAGUAAAACUAGUUUGUUGACCAAAUUUGUUCUGUUCAAUACUAGCUGCUUUCUGUUUAUGAUACAGGAUAAUUAUUUGUCUCAGCCUUGGCUACUAACGCACAAUCUCAUUUUUUAUUAGAAUUUGGCACUAUUGGCGCACGUCCUAGUCUGUGACCACUUCAUCAUCCUGUGGCUUAAAUCAGAAUGAAAUUAGAAUGCCAAUAGUUCUUGCACCCACUGUUCAGUGACUCAAGUCAAUCACUGGGCAGACUCCAAGUAUAUACUGUUCACUCUGGUUAUGCUUACAAUGUUUGUCAAUAGAAAUAUUAAAAUGUUUAAUCACAA
Molecule: messenger RNA, 1753 nt
Organism: Columba livia (rock pigeon)
Lineage: Eukaryota; Metazoa; Chordata; Aves; Columbiformes; Columbidae
Gene: MDH1
Product: malate dehydrogenase 1
Exons: 9
Coding region: 239-1243 (334 amino acids)
Biological process (GO): malate metabolic process; tricarboxylic acid cycle; oxaloacetate metabolic process
Cellular component (GO): cytosol; mitochondrion
Molecular function (GO): L-malate dehydrogenase (NAD+) activity
Source: RefSeq, a predicted model, not a curated record